Molecule: messenger RNA, 2884 nt
Organism: Magallana angulata
Lineage: Eukaryota; Metazoa; Mollusca; Bivalvia; Ostreida; Ostreidae
Product: chymotrypsinogen B-like
Exons: 4
Coding region: 134-1510 (458 amino acids)
Biological process (GO): proteolysis
Molecular function (GO): serine-type endopeptidase activity
Source: RefSeq, a predicted model, not a curated record
CUUGGCGAGUGAUCUACGGGUGACAAAGAAUCGACCUUUGGUUAUAAUAAGUCGCCUACCUAAGUAUUCCAUAUAAAAUACAGCACCACAGAGAGAGAAAACGUAGUCUUGCGGUAGUUUUUCUUAACGGAAUAUGGACUUCCGACCAGUCGUGAUUGCUGCGCUUUUACAAGUCCCCCUUCUGUGCAUGGCUACAGAAAAUUGCACAGCAACAGCCGACAUUGCAGUAGGGUUCAAUGCCACAAGUGGGACACUUACAAACGUGAUCGACCCCUCUCUUUUCCCGGAGAAAAUAUUUUGCAACUUCUACACCGAAUGGACAACUUGGUCAAGAUGCAACAAGAAAUGCAUUCAAAAGCGCAAGCGCAAGUGUCGUAAAAAAGACGUCUGCGGAAAAUCAAGCUUAGAAGAUAAACGGGCAUGCACCAACCAAAGCCAUAAGUGCUUGAACCAUAAACUAAUAAUCAUGAAUUCGAGUGAUCGUAAUAGAAGAAUCGAGGAUCGUUUAUAUGAUAUAUUCUUUCAUUCGUGGUCUGCUUGGAGCUCUUGUAAUAGUGAUUGCAAAAGGAGACGACGUCGGAAGUGCAAAACUGAGAUAUGUACCGGAGGUUUCUUGCAGGAAGAGAGAUCAUGCGCGAACACCUCUGAUUGCAAAAGGAUAAUGUCACUCCAAGUGCAUUCAAACAAAUCCAAAAAAGACCGCCUUAAGGGUUUGAAGAAUUUAAAAGAUUUACGUCAAGUUUGUGGGAAAAGACCCAAUACGAGGCGUCCACGGAUUGUCGGUGGACACGAGAGUAUUCCUAACAGCUGGCCCUGGCAGGUAGAAAUAUUGACGAAAAAGAAACGACAUUCUUGCGGAGGAACUCUGAUUUCGCCUCAUUGGGUGUUAACAGCGGCCCAUUGUAUCUUAAAGAAUGGACGAAGGCGCAAAGUGCUCGUGCGUGUCGGUGAACAUGACACACGGAUGCAUGAAGGAACAGAACAAGACAUCAGAGUUAGUCGGUACAUACCCCAUCCAAAGUUUGACUAUAAAUUAAUUGCUAAUGACAUAGCUCUACUAAAACUAUCAAACGCUGUACGUUUGUCUAAUGUAACAGGAUAUGCCUGUUUACCCAAAAAAGGGAAAAAAUACCGAAUCAAACCGGGAACACUAUGCAGCACCAUUGGUUGGGGUAAAAUGAACAUCACAGCCCCUCAGAACAAUAAAGUGCUCCAUGAAGUGCAAGUGCCCAUAGUGAAGAAAAAGAAAUGCAAAAAGGCGUUUUCCUUUAGACUGACGAAAUCUCAGCUGUGCGCAGGCUACUCAAAGGGUAAAAAAGACUCUUGUACAGGCGACAGCGGUGGACCAUUGCUUUGCCCGUCGUCACGUCGUUCUACUAACCGGAAGUGGUAUGUGAAUGGCGUAACUAGUUAUGGUGAAGGUUGUGGGCAGAAACGAAAGUUUGGAAUUUAUACGGAUGUCAGCAAAUUUUAUCGAUGGAUUUCAAAAACCAUCUCAAAAGACUUGUAGUGCAUUAUAUUAUUUUUUUCAUAAAAAUGUCUUAGAGAAUUUUCACUUUAUAUAUGAUUUUAAGAAAGGCAGUUCUUGGUCAUUUGAAACGAUCUGCGUAACAUGUACACACAAUUAUAUCUAAAAGGUUAAUUCAUUACAAAAAGAAAUUAAAUUUUUGAUUACUGAGCAUAAAGUAUUAAAUCGAGCUCAGGUUCAGCUAACUCACCUUAUUUAAUAUUUAUGAUCAAGACGUAUCUCCUUCUUUAAAACUCCAACAAGUAUAACAUAAAGGUAUUUAAUGCACAUGCCUAGUAUCACCCAUCUAGUUGUAAAUAUCUUAUAUAGUAUCUUUAUCUAUAGCAUCAAGUGAAAUAUCAGGGGUUUUUUCCCAUUCUUUUUUGAUGAUCUUUCUGCUCCAUUUUAUUUUUGCACAUUUUCAAACAUACUUAAACUGCCAUUGCUUGCAUGUCCUAAAAUGGUGUAGCGGUGUUCGGGAACAUGGAAUAGGGUUUAACAAAAAGCAAUGUUUAACUAUAGUAACACAUUUUUAAAAUAUACAGUGUAUGUAUUUUAACAUUUAUAAGGCACUGUGUAUGACUGUAUUAACAUUGUCAUUUUCAUUUGUUAUGUGUUUGUCUAUUUAUUAUCUUUGUCAUAUUUUCCAUUUUUAACUCAUCGUAAUUUUCAGGUCCCUAGUAGCUACCUCUUUGGUUUUGUUAUAUUUAUAAGAUCAUUUGCCUUUGCUUUUAAUGCAUAUUUAUCAUUAAUUGGUAAAAAAAAAAAAAAAUAGACAUACUUGGUAUAGAAACAUGCAUUUUAUCCAAAAAAAAACCCUGUAUUUAACAAUCCUAUUAACAAUCUAAUUGUAUCUUACAAUUGUGCACUUAAAUUUCAAGGCAAAUACUUUCUUAAGGAAUAAGGAAUCAUUCUUUGAGUAUUAUGAUGUGAUAGUUUUGGUCGGGGCGUGAUCAAAUCCAAUUAAGCCCUUUGGGAUUUAUGAUAGAUUUGACCACGCUCGACCGAAAUUACAACCUCAAAAUAUUCAAAGAAUGCUUCCUUAUUACUUAUAUUUAUAUUAUUUCCAAGUUAAACACUUUAAAACAUGAUUUUAAAACGACUAUUUUUUCAUGUAGCACAUGCUAUGUAUUACUACGCGGCGCAGCCAAUACCGUUUUUUCGGUUAUGGUAAGACACACCUAUUUUGUGUCGUUCUUCUUUCAUGAAAUUAUUGGGCUUCAAAAUUAAUUCGUAAUAAUGUUAUCACAGACAAAGACCGUUGUAAAUGUUAAUAUAUAGUAUUAAAUUGAUUCUCGUCCGUUCAAAACUAGAUCAUCGUCUGAAUGUAAGUGUUAUCGUAGUUCUGUUAAUCAGUACAUUCUAAACAAAACAUCU